AUGAUCCCCAGAGCAGUACUGGCGCUGGCGCGAACACUCCGCCAAUCCUCCUCCACACGCACAAUACAGACACUCUCACGACCGCGACCGCGUCUCUUGGCGACAUCCAACCCGCGACGCGCAACACACAUCGCACCACAGCUCACAAGAUGGAAGUCUUCGAAAAGCGGCGUCGAUGAGAAAAUCGAGGAAAUCACCGAGCUAUACGCCACAGCACGAGACGAGUUCGAGAUCGCCAUGGAAGAGACGGAGAAAUUCAGUGUGUAUGCCGAAGAUGAUAGGAACGCUGCGAGGGAGGAAUUGACCAAGGUGCAAGAGGCCUACAAGGCUGCUUUGGAAGAUCCGAAACAUGGAGAGGAGGUGAAGAGGAGGAUUGGGCAGAGGAUUAAAGAGUUGGAGCAGGGUGUGGCGGCCAUGGAGGAAUUGGCUCAGAAUCAAGAUUGA
Pseudocercospora fijiensis CIRAD86 is the source of this 444-nucleotide messenger RNA. RefSeq lists its product as uncharacterized. The transcript has a single exon. The record is from RefSeq and is a predicted model, not a curated record. Lineage: Eukaryota; Fungi; Ascomycota; Dothideomycetes; Mycosphaerellales; Mycosphaerellaceae. Bases 1 to 444 code for a protein of 147 amino acids.